CAAAACAGAUUUUUGCACGCGCCCACAGACGCUACGGCAGAGAAAUAUCUCUCUCCCUCCAUCUCAUCAUCAUCAUCAUCAUCAUCAUCAUCUUGUUAUGGUGUUGGGAUUACCGUUCAUCAGAUGACCCCAAGAUGACUCUUACUCUAAACUCGCUACUGAGUCUCAACUCAGCUGUAAGAUUCCAACAUGUCUCAAGUUCUUUCAUGGGACAUGAUCAUUGCUCAGCUCUUGGGAAAGCCUCUGGUCAGAAGGCUGACCGUGUUUCAGCUCCCUUGGGGCUAUUUUUCACCUCAAGGAGGCCUAUCAAGGACAUGAGGCGGUGCAGGCCUCUCUCUGCUACCGACAGUAAUAGGGUUGUGACAGGCUCGUCCAAUACAGAUUCUGAAAGUUUGGAAAGAUCACUCCCUGAUGAUCAGUUAUCAGCACCAAAGCCUGUGAUGCCUUUGAACUCUGCUGCUGGAAAUAUUCAGCCAAAUGCAAGCAGCACUAAAGAGACUUCAUCUCGAACGCAGGAGGCCGCCAAUGGGCCACAGACUGCUUCUGAGACAAAACAGAACAGUAUACCUUCUUCUUCGAGCAUGCAGUCAAUGCCCAAGAGAUCGUCUUUGACGGCUAGAGAGAAACUAAGGGCAGCCCGUGUGCUCAGUAGGUACACUGAAUCGAAACCUCCCAAGGCUGAGCUAGGGAGGAAGGUUUUAGAUGCAAUGAGAGAAAGUGAUGGAGGGAAAGCCAGAUCUGGCCUUCCCGAAGCUCCUACAAAUCUAUUUGAUGAUAGCAAACGUGGAAUGCCGAAGCAAGGCUUGACAUUUGAUUUUCCUGGGGGUUUCGAUCUUUUCCUCAUCAUCUUCUCUGCCGUCUUCAUCGGCACGCUCAUGUUUGCGACAACUUACGUUGUUUGGAAAGCAGGUGCAAUUCAUUUUAAUGAAUACUGACAUAGGCUAUAAGCUAUUAAGCUGCAACCUGCACGAAGCAUUGUGGAUGGAACAUUGAAAUCUCAUACUUACGCCUUCAUGAGGCUCAUGAGGUGAGAGAUUGUGACAACAAUCAAAAGGUGAGAUUUUUCUGCAAAUAAUGCCUAUUUCAUAUGUGACGGCUCACAUGAAAGCAUGAUAUGUGCUGAUAGAGUCAAGAUUCUCUUUGUAAGAUGAACUUGUGUAUGUACACAUUUGCCAGCUUAGUGGUAUAACAUUAAAUUGAUGUUCAGCUUC
This is a messenger RNA of Magnolia sinica, 1211 nucleotides long. RefSeq lists its product as uncharacterized. The record is from RefSeq and is a predicted model, not a curated record. NCBI's taxonomy places the organism in Eukaryota, Viridiplantae, Streptophyta, Magnoliopsida, Magnoliales, Magnoliaceae. Gene Ontology annotation, cellular component: chloroplast thylakoid membrane. Bases 135 to 935 code for a protein of 266 amino acids. The transcript has 2 exons.